Acanthosepion pharaonis is the source of this 1989-nucleotide messenger RNA. NCBI's taxonomy places the organism in Eukaryota, Metazoa, Mollusca, Cephalopoda, Sepiida, Sepiidae. The record is from the annotation of a GenBank genome assembly.
AUGCUGUGUCGAAAGAGAAAAGCGAAUUUCACAAAACAAGAGCUGGAAGUGUUAGUAGCAAAUGUUCAAGCUCGUAAAGACGUUCUCUUUACUAAACGCAAUACCCCCGUGUCCAAUCAGGCCAAACAGCACGCAUGGGAAUGUAUUGCUCGAAAAGUAAACUCCGUGGAGACGGUUGGCGGAGAACACCGGACAGUCAACGAUGUCCGUCGAAAAUGGGUCUGUUUACUGAGCGAAACCAAAAAGGCAGAAAUGCAACGUCGACGUCGGAUGGCAGCGGCGGGAACCGGGUCCACAGUGUCGUCUUCUGUUAGUGGAAUCUCUUCUUCAUCCGGGCUUGGUGGAUCUGGUGAGUACACGCCUUUACUGGCUGAAAACAUCUUGAAUAUCUGCAAGAGCAUGGAAAACGGAGGGAGAGAAAGCGCGUCUUCAGUUGGACGGCCAUCGACUCGCCUGAGUGUCGAAGAUGCUAAUGAUUUAUCGAUGUCAUCGUCUUCGGCGACCACGGGCGGUGGCUUCGUUUCAGAAGUGAAUCUAAUCGGACAUAGUCUAACAAAUAAUAGCAGUACUAAUAACAGCAGCAAUAAUAAUAAUAACAAUGGGGAUAAUGGUGCUAGUUACUUGCAGGUGACGUCAGUCUAUUCUCAAAAUGAACAUAUUGACGGUGUGGAGGUUCACUUGAACGACUCUCCUUUAGGUGAUGUUCAUUCACCAACAAUGAGUAACAAAGGGUCCAAUAUUAUUGCCAGUAUUAAAUCUCUAAGCCGACAAACUGCGAACAUUCGGAAUAAUUCCAGUGGAGUCGGCAAUAACAGAGUUGCUACCGAUGUGACUGCCAAUUCACUUUAUCCGAUAUCAAAUAUCAAUAACAGAGAUGUCAUGCCGCAUUUAUCCAAUAUGAACUCAGAUAUUGGCAUUGUUCACAUUACCCCAAAUAUCAAUUCCAAUGUGUAUGCGGACAGUACUGUUUAUUUAAAUGAGGCUGGAGGCUCCAAUAUGAACCUCCCAGGUGCUACCGUAAUGUCAUUACGUAAGAGGAGACACAGUCAGCAAGGGGCAACUAAUGACCAGGGUCGAAACCACACCGAAACGGAGGGAUUACUCUCAGAUGAUGCGGAGGGAGAUAUGGCAGAUGAUGAUACAGCCGCUGAAAUGGACCCAAAUGUCCCAUCCAUAGAACAAAUUGAAUGGAACAUUGGUCCCCCCUACACGAACACUACGUAUAUUAACAGUUCUGGAAGUGAACCAGAAAGAAAAGCAACGCCGGAUCAUCAACCUUAUCACGUGACCAUAUCUGGAGCUGAAUCGGACAUUGAAUCGGAAGUUCGACCUCGAAGAAGGAAGUUUUACAAAACAGAAGAAGAUUACACAGAAAAGCUUUAUUGGGUUGAGAAAAAACGUUUAAAAAUCGAAGAGAGACGUUUAGCCAUCGAAGAAGAAAGACUAGCAAUCGAGAGAGAAAGACUGGAAUUAGAGAAAGAAAAAGUGAAGGCAAACCAACAGAACAUUACGGAGACGUUACCAUCGUCAGCGAGACCCGGGACUGGAAGGACUCUUUCUUCACCCGUGGUUUGCAAGGUGGUUGAGUCUCCAACAGACGAAGAUAAUGAUGAGGAACAACAAUCGUCUGCCACAGUACCACCAGUGGUUCCCAAGCUUUCUCUCUCUCUCUCUCUCUCUCUCUCUCUCUCUCUCUCUCUCUCUCUCUCUCUCUGGCGUGUUCUUUUAUUAUCCUCUCUCCCCGCCCUCUCUCUCUCUCUCUCUCUCUCUCUCUCUCUCUCUCUCUCUCUCUCAUUUUUCACCUAUGAAACAGGAAUAGCUUCCUGUACAUUUAAAUCUAUCUAUCUAUCUAUCUAUCUAUCUAUCUAUCUAUCUAUCUAUCUAUCUGAUCUCUUCAUAUCUAUCUAUCUAUCUAUCUAUCUAUCUAUCUAUCCUUUUAAUGAACAUAAUGAAUAUAGUAUUAAUCCUCUUUUCGCCAGAACAUAUUAG